AUGAAGAUUAUCUCGUGGAACUGUCGGGGGCUUGGGAACCGACCGACAGUUCGAGCCCUGCAAGGGCUCAUUCAUGCUGAAGCUCCUGAUGUGGUUUUCGUUAUGGAAACCAAACUGAGUAAUUCUGAAAUGUUGCACCACCGGGGUAUGGGUGGCUUGUCUGGUAUUUUUCCUGUUGCUUGUGCAGGUAGGGGGAGGUCGAGGUCGGGUGGCCUAGGCCUUCUUUGGAGGGACAAAGUGAAGCUGGGUGUAGUCCAUGCUUCACUCAACCAUAUUUUAUUCACUAUAUCUCAUCCUGUUAAUUCUGAUGUAAUGCAGAUCUUGGCCAUCUAUAGCUUCCCGGAAGAGCGACAUAAGGCUAGGACUUGGGAUUUAAUUCUACGUUCUAAGCCCACUCAUCCUAUACCUUGGCUCUGUAUUGGUGACUUUAAUGAUAUACUUUCCCCAGCUGAUAAGCUUGGUGGUGAUAUUCCCGACAUGGGACGUUUGCAGAUUGCAAACCAUACUUGUAAUGGAUGUGACUUUCAUGAUGUUGGUUUCUCUGGAUAUAGGUUUACGUGGUCUAAUAACAGGGACGACCCUCGUUCAAUUGAGCUUGGAGUUGUAUGUGGCCUGUUACCAAGGGGUCAUAGAGAAUUGAAAAGGGCCAAGCUUUUCAGGUUUGAAGAGCUUUGGCUCCAGAGUGGUGAUGAAUGCACCGAAGUUGUGGCAGAGUCUUGGACCAAAACGUGGUCUGAAGGUGACCUAAAUGGUAAAUUUGAGGCUGUUAGCAGUGCUCUUGGUAGUUGGGGAAAGCAAAAGUUUGGUGACAUGUCGAAAAAGAUCUCAGAUCUAAAGGUUCGUCUUCAACAACUUCAGAGGAGUGCUAAAACAGAGGCAGUUUUGAGAGAAAUGCGAGAAGUUGAGCGAGAGCUCGAUGUUCUGUUGGAAAGAGAAGAAAUUUGGUGGUGUCAAAGGUCGAGGGCAUCUUGGUUAAAACAUGGGGACCGUAACACCAGGUUCUUUCAUCAGAAAGCUAACCAGAGGAGGAGAAGAAACCUUAUUGAGGUUAUCACUGAUAAUGAAGGCCGGGAAGUGGAGGAUGAUGUGCAUAUCUCUCAGGUUCUUAUGAGUUACUUUCAGGGGCUUUUUACUUCCUCAGACCCUUCGGGUAUUGAUGAGGUAACCUCUUUGGUUGCUGGGAGAAUCACUUCGAGCCAUAUUGCCAUUAUUGGUCCACCUUUCACCAGAGAGGAGGUGGAAGAGGCUGUUUUCCAGAUGCACCUGACUAAAGCCCCAGGUAUGGAUGGUUUUCCAGCUUUAUUUUACCAAAAAUACUGGCAUAUUGUUGGGGAUGAUGUGUCCCGUUAUUGUUUAAGCGUUCUAAAUGACUUGGAACUUCCUGCUGCUUUGAAUAAAACUUUGUUGGUCUUGAUCCCAAAAAUCAAGGAGCCUUUGCAUGCUACGCAAUGCAGGCCUAUAAGCCUCUGCAAUGUCAUUUUUAAAAUUAUUACCAAAACUAUUGCUAACCGUUUGAAACUGAUUUUGCCUGAUUUGAUUAGUAACACUCAAAGUGCUUUUGUGCCGGGUCGUCUGAUCACGGAUAAUGCGUUGAUUGCGUACGAGUGUUUUCAUUAUAUGAAGAAGAAAAUUUCUGGCCGGAAUGGCAUGAUGGCCUUGAAACUCGAUAUGUCCAAAGCAUAUGACAGAGUUGAAUGGUCUUUUUUACAGGCUGUAUUGGCAAAAAUGGGAUUCCCCGUUCAUUGGGUGAAACUCAUAAUGAAUUGUGUGUCCACCGUGGAAUUUUCUAUUAUGCUUAAUGGUAACCCCCAACCUGUGUUUUCCCCUCUGAGAGGUUUAAGGCAGGGUGACCCGUUGUCCCCAUAUCUGUUUAUCAUUUGUGGGGAGGUGUCCUCUGCUCUUAUUCAAAGGUCUAUUGCUUCUGCCUCCUUACAUGGUAUUAAAAUUGCGCAUAAUACACCUGUGGUUUCUCAUUUGUUGUUUGCAGAUGAUAGUAUCAUUUUUGCUCGAGCUAAUGAUCAGGAGGCUGAGACGGUGAAAACUAUCCUAGCCACCUAUGAGCGAGCGUCUGGACAGAUGAUUAAUUUGGACAAGUCAAUGCUUUCAGUUAGCCGUAAUGUGCCUCAGAACCGCUUUUAUGAGCUUAAACAGCUUUUGGAUGUUAAGGCCGUGGAAAGUUUUGAUAGAUAUUUGGGCCUACCUACUAUCAUUGGUAAGUCUAAGUCUCAAAUUUUUCAAUUUGUUAAGGAUCGGGUAUGGAAAAAGCUUAAGGGUUGGAAAGAGGGAUCUCUUUCGAGGUCAGGGAGGGAGGUUUUAAUUAAAUCUGUAGCUCAGUCUAUCCCUUCUUAUGUUAUGUCUUGCUUUAUGCUUCCUAAUGGUCUUUGUGCAGAGAUUGAGAGUAUGAUUUCCAGGUUCUUUUGGGGAGGAAAUGUCUCAAACAGAGGCCUACACUGGACUAGUUGGAACAAAUUAUGUCGUUCUAAAUGCGAUGGCGGGCUUGGCUUUCGUGAUCUCCAUGCUUUCAAUACAGCAUUGGUAGCUAAGAAUUGGUGGCGAAUUUACUCUCAUCCGGAGUCUUUGUUUGCUCAAAUUUUCAAGGGAGUGUACUUCCCCAAGGGGUCUCUGGUCAAGGCCAAGAAAGGUUGGCGUCCAAGCUAUGCUUGGUCGAGUAUAUGGAGCACUAAGUGGGUUUUCGAACGAGGUGGACGAUGGAAGAUUGGAGAUGGUCGUCAGGUAGAUGUGAGACGGGACAAUUGGUUGCCGCAUGGGUCUCCUAUCAUUUAUAGUGAGGAUCUUUUGGUUGAAUUGAAUAUUAAUAAUGUUUCUGAUUUGCUGUUGAGUCAGGGUAGAAUGUGGAAUAGAGAGCUUGUUGAGCAUGUUUUUUGCCCUAACACUGCUUUACAGAUUCUCUCCCUCCCGCUGUCUGUGCACGGCGGUGUAGCAGAUUCCCUUUUUUGGCCAGGUUCUAUUGAUGGUGUUUACUCCUCAAAGCUUGGGUACUCUUUCAUUAGGGACCAUGAUGCAAGGUCUCAGACAUCUGCUUCUUUGGCGGUCUCUCCUUUGCCUGCCAAUCUUUGGAAAAAAUUUUGGAAAUCUAAUGCAAUACCAAGGUGCAAAGAGCUAGCUUGGCGUGCUUGUUGUUCCCUCCUUCCGGUCCGUGAUUCGUUAUGGCGUAGAGGUGUGGAGGUUGAUCCCACUUGCCCUUUGUGUGGUGAGGAGAAUGAAACUGUGAGUCACCUUUGGCUCAAUUGCCCUGUGUCUAAAUGUUUCUGGUUUGCUUAUUCUCUUGGCCUUCGUUUGGAUUCUUUUUCAUCUUUACCUGAGUUUCUUUUACAGUUUUUAGCUGAUGCUGAUGAUGGGGCCAUUUCUCGGUGGCAGUCGGCUUCCUACGCCCUGUGGGAAGCUCGUAACAGAGUUAUCUUUCAGGACAGACCGUUCUCGUGUGAUGUUGUGCUCCAGCGGGCGUUUCGACUUGAGUUGGUGGAUGAUCCGCCGUCGACUCCCUUUCAUCCAGCGAUGGAGCAGGCCGUGAGUUGGUGUCGACCUCCCCAGGGGCUCUUCAAGGUUAAUGUUGACGGUUCUUGGAGAUCAGAUUCAACGUCGGGUUUGGGCAUGGCUGCUAGAAACCAUGAGGGCUUGAUUCUUGCAGCAGCAGCAGAUGUGGUGGAGAGGACGUCAUCAGCGUUGGAGACGGAGGCUUUAGCGCUUCGUUGGUCCAUUGGUUUAGCUAUCUCUCUUGGCUUCCGACGAGUUUGUUUGGAGACGGAUUGUCUCAAACUGUUCCAGCUGUGGAAAAAACCUCCAGAUGGGAGGAAUUAUUUAGCUACUAUUCUUAACGAUUGUUUCCAGUUUUGUCGCGCUUUCGAUUUUAUUUCCAUUUCUUUUGUUCGCCGCCCUGGCAAAACUGUGGCUGACUAUUUGGCUAGGCAUGCUUCCUCUUUCGCCGGUUGUGUCUGGAUUGAGGAAGUCCCUCAUGAGGUUGAGACUUUUGUAACCGCAGACAUUUUGGCUUCUAUGCCCCCGUUUAAUAUAUUGCAGGAACUGUUCAAAAAAAAAAAAAAACUUUUGUAA
This is a messenger RNA of Lotus japonicus, 4071 nucleotides long. RefSeq lists its product as uncharacterized. The transcript is spliced from 2 exons. The record is from RefSeq and is a predicted model, not a curated record. Gene Ontology annotation, molecular function: RNA-DNA hybrid ribonuclease activity; nucleic acid binding. Bases 1 to 4071 code for a protein of 1356 amino acids. NCBI's taxonomy places the organism in Eukaryota, Viridiplantae, Streptophyta, Magnoliopsida, Fabales, Fabaceae.